AUGACAUGGCAGACCAAGGGAGUCAUCUUUUGCUCGCUUGUUUGCACAUUAUGUCUUGUGCUCUGGGUAUAUCUACUUGCCACUUUCAUCAAAAGCCAUUCUUCCCAGCCGACGACACUGUUCUCUGGGAACUGUGACAUUGCAGGGAAUAUCAAUAUUGGGCUACAUCUGGUAAUCACCAUCUUUUCAGUAUCGAUCACGGUAUCCUCGGACUUCUUCAUGCGCCUGGUCAGCGCUCCACAAGCGGCCGAUAUUCGAGAAGCGCACCGUCAAGCCACCUGGAUGGACGUCGGCAUCAAUUCCAUUCGGAAUCUAAGGUCGAUUCCUCGGUGGCGCAGCGCCUUGUGGAUUGUUGGCGCUGCAAGCUCUAUUCCUCUUUCACUGUUUUUCCAGGCCUCUGUUAUCGGAACUGCAGCCACGACGGAAUACGACCAACUCCUCGUGAGCGAAGGAUUCCUUGAUGGCGAUCCGUUUGUUCUUCCUUGGGUGGGAAACUUGUUGCAAUGGGAAACGUGGAGGUUUGGUCAGCCAAUCCUGGAACCGUUGUUCAGGGAAAUACAAGCGAAUGUGUCAGGCUUCCAUUGGAAAAAGUUUGACAGUGUCGAGUGCCGAAAGACAUACCUGGCAUCCAGAUAUGGUCUUCGCUUCUAUCGACAUCUGUCGCCCAGUAACACCAACUCUUUGUGGUCUUAUGAUUCUCCUUGUUCUGUCCAACCUUACAUGGGCGAAAUUCUCAACCCAUGCGCUGGCGAUUUGGAUUACUCUGAAGGAGCGACACCAGGCGAUAAAUUCUCCCUCACCCAUCCAUGGACUUACCAGUGGACGCAGGCUGAGGCUGACGCAGCUAAUACGAUGCCAAUUCCCACCUUUAACGCUGAGUACAACAACAUCACGGCUUUAUACUGCUUAGCGGAGCCAUUUGAUUCUCCCUGCAAAGUCGAGGUGUAUAAUCCGCUGCUGCUGGUUGUCGGUAUCUGUCUUUUUUUCAAAUCUGCGUUCGCGAUCAGUACCUUGGCGUUGCUCUGGAAGUCUUCCCCUGUCCAAUGCCUCGGCGAUGCUAUCCAACUAUUCCUGCAGCAGGAGGAAAGCGACCUUACAACGGAAGGCCUUUGCACAUACGGUCAGAACGAAUUUAGGUUGCUGACCAAACACAAUCGGAAGAGCGUUUCGACGGACAUGCGGCCAAGAUGGAUCGGUGGAGCACGAGCCUGGUCAAGUCGGCGGAAGAGUUGGGGUUCAGCAAUACCACGAUUGACCUGGAUAACAACAUACCUUCCGAUUUGCUGUGUGCUUGUUGUCGUUGCAGUAUUAUUCAUCAAGGGACUGAUGACCAAUGAUGGCUUUACGGAAGCCGGUUUCGGCGAUGACCCCAACAACGGCAGUCUAUAUUUGCCGGAUUUCGACUACGGAUACGGGACAUUGAUCGUGGCUGACUUGCCACAGAUCAUCAUCACGGCUUGCUAUUUCACGUUCUCUUCACUGUACAGCGCAUUGUUCCAAGGCCGAGAAUGGUCUCUCUUUUCGCAGGCUCCUCGACGCCUCAAGGUCACAACUCCGGCGGAUGGUCAGGAUUCGUCAUACCUUUUGUCAGUGCCCUUUUUCUGGGGCGCGGUGUAUUUGCUCAUCAGCUCUGUCUCGCCUUCUGAUGCCAACGUUAUUGGCAUGGGUCUUCACUACUCUCUCGGAUACUCCGUCCAAGCCCUGGUAGCCACUCUUUUGUUAGCGGCCGUUGCGCUGCUCAUACCACUGGUGUUGACUGUGUGGCCGUUGCCGUCCCAAAAUUCCAUUAUCGUGGGGACGAAUUCAGCAGCAAUCUCUGCACAAUGCCAGCGGCUUCCAACGCGUAGGAGUGUUCGUGUCAGUGCACAAGCUGAUCGUCGAUACAAUUCUGCCAACAGCGAGGUAUCGGCCGAAGAUAACGCGGCCGGUGACGUUGAUACUGGCUAUCGUCAUGGAUCUGAGGCUGGAGCCGGAGCCGAAGAUGGACCUGGGCGCGCGCCUGCGCCUGAUGGUGAUUCUGUUUCUGAGUCCCGGCGAUUACUAGCAAUCUCUCAUAAAGACGACCUUGUUGAUGGGUAUUGUCGUCAACCUGAGCCAGGAGCCGAAGGUGAAGUGGCGGCCGUGCCCAAGUCUGAUCCUCAAGCCCAACCAGCGCCAGCAGUUGCUCAUCAGGCGGACCCUGCCGGUACAGAAGACGACGCGCCAGACAAUGCAUCCCAGGAGGUUCAGCUCCUCGACAACGACCCCGACCAGACUCCUCGGCUCCAGGAGUUGAGAUGGGGUGUCCUCCAGCCUGGUGGCGCGGACAGCAACAACCGUGGCCAUCUGGGACUCGGUAUUGCAAAAAGGAUCUUGGGACAGCCUGAAGAUGGGCACUGGUACAGAUGA
Molecule: messenger RNA, 2388 nt
Organism: Exophiala viscosa
Lineage: Eukaryota; Fungi; Ascomycota; Eurotiomycetes; Chaetothyriales; Herpotrichiellaceae
Exons: 4
Coding region: 1-2388 (795 amino acids)
Source: RefSeq, a predicted model, not a curated record